Messenger RNA from Brienomyrus brachyistius, 804 nucleotides. RefSeq lists its product as uncharacterized. NCBI's taxonomy places the organism in Eukaryota, Metazoa, Chordata, Actinopteri, Osteoglossiformes, Mormyridae. The record is from RefSeq and is a predicted model, not a curated record. The transcript has 2 exons. Bases 37 to 687 code for a protein of 216 amino acids.
AACUCUCUGUGGGGUAAACUGGCGCAGAGGAGCAACAUGCUCCAGACAUGUAUAGUGUCUGACCCGGGGGAAUUUUUUAAUUUUUUCUGCUCGGACCUGUACGAGAUUUCCAGCUUCGCGUUUGUCAACGACGAGGUCGCCCUCAUCCGCUGGCGUUUCAAGUCUUCCUACAAAGUGCCGCCGGGAAAGACUAACAUAUUCACCGCGUGGGGCCGGUUGACGCUUUACAAAGAACUGGAAAAAUUGGGGCGGAGGGUGCUGUAUCACGACACCGACAGCAUCGUGUACAUAAGCAGGCCUGGUGAAUAUGAGCCGACCUUAGGCAAUUACCUGGGCGAGCUGACGUCCGAAUUAGCCCCAGACGAAUACAUUGCUUCGUGGGGUGCGCUGGGACCAAAAAGUUACUGUUACCGACUCAACAACGGGAAAACACAAAUGAAAUGUAAGGGUAUAACUCUAAAUUACGACACCUGUCAAAAGGUAAACUUUGACAGUAUGAUCGGAUUGAUUGAAAACUACAUCGGAGGCUGUAGGAAUAACCCCACUAUAAUGACGCACUACAACAAAAUCGAACGCGACAUGAAAAGUUUUCGCCUGUUUAAUAGGCCUCUAGAUAAAAAGGUCAGGGUCGUCUACGACAAACGCAGAUUGCUGACUAGCGGGGAAACUCUGCCUUUUGGUUACUGAAAUGUAAAACUAGCAGCAUGGUCUUUAAAAACCUGUUAAAGUUUUUUCAAACAUGUUCAUUUGUUUUAAACUGAAAAGUUUUUCCAAAGAUGUUUUUUAAAAAUCAAAGAUGUACAA